AUGGCAGAUUUUACCUCAGAAUAUCUGUCAGACAGCCAGUGUUCGUCCCGCCGCUGGAUCACGNAGCGUAGAUCGGGGAGAUCACGUCGUCGUUCAAGCGAUGAAGAUGAUGACGAAUCUGACGCUGGGGGCAAAUGUGAAGAUGACGAUUCAGAUUAUAAUCCGGCUGAUGAGUACGAUAACGGACGAGGUCGACAACUUCGUCGCAGUGCGCGCAAACAGCGUGCUGCUCGUCUCGAUCCGGAUUUCGUUGCUGACUUCGACGACGAGGAUGAGGAUGAAGGUGACACAGCAGGGCGUCGAGAACGUCGACGAAAUCGUCGCUCGGACGAUGACGACAAUGCGGCAAGUGGUAAUGAUGACGAGAUUGACGAUGAUGAUCUGGAAUCUGGUCCUCAACCACGAGUCCGCCUACCUCCGCCGCGUAUCAUUCGCUUGCCACAACUUGACGGCGCUACCGAUUCUGUCACUACCAGUGACGAGGAUGCUGAGGUCCAAAAAUCCCCACUAACAGAAGAUACUCUGAAGUCGGAUUCCCAGCCGCAGAGUGCUUCAAAUGGAUCUACACCUCCAAAAAUUCCGUGCCUCGACAAUGCCAACCAGUUCAUCUCAAAGCCAAACGUGCUUGCACCGAAAACCCCGGCGAUAAUAAAUCGCAUUGUCCGACUAGUGCGUUCGGUUGACCAGCCAAAUCCAACAAAUUGUGGGUCAAAUGUUGUUCUUUCACAUCCAGAAAUCGAGUCCGAAACAGGAUCCACUGGUGCUUCUUCGACUGCUGUCAUCGCAGAGGGAAGCAAAGUCACCAUGGAAGGAUUACGAUUCGUCAUCAGUUCGACUAGUGCAUUGAAUACCCAGGCGUCAUCUGCGUCAUCAUCCUCGACCACAGCGGAUACCACAACUAAUGCGUCUGGUUCCACAGCCGGAUCCGUGGUCGUCAAUCUCCCAGCUGGGUUCCGAUUAGUAUCAAUGAAUUCCAACCCGACUGCAACCACCUCAUCCACAGCCACUGGGGCUAAUGGUACCCCAAUACGCGUAGUUGGCAAUAAUCUGAUCCGGCCUCUGGCUACUGUUACCACCACUGCAUCCGGCACAGCUACGGCUUCUGUUACCGUGACUGGAUCAAACACCGUUCGAUUAGUUUUACAACCAAGCUCAAUCAGCUCCACAAGCUCUAAUGGCGUUCAGAACAUCACCGUAGUUCCCGUAUCCGGACAACAAGCUGAAAGUGGUUCUCAAGUCAUUAGCACAUGCGGUUCGACAACCACAAGUGCCACAAUCUCGAGUGAGUCCGGGGAUACAGGAUCCAACUCAACUUCACGUUAUCAACCAGCUAUUUUACGCCGUACGCUCACGGGAGCCCCUUCCGGGGAACUUAAAUCUGGAGAAUUUCGCCUGUUUACUAUUCCGCAAACUCAAUCUAUUGCCAGCUUAGUAGCUACAAAUACGGCUAGGAAAAUGGCUGCGGGAAUUCGCGACGGAACCGGAGACGCGGGUGAAUCGGUCGGACGUCACACCAGCAAUAAGGUUGCCUCCCGCUGCACACCGUUAAUUGAAGAUCGAGCUCUCCCCAACGCGCAGCGACCAUUACCUUCACGUAUCCUUCCGAGAGGAAUAACUGUUCCACAUGGUCUGAUGAACGUCCCCAUCGGUAUGGUUGUUCAGUCGAGCGAAAAUUUUCUUGCGCUAGAGCGUGCUGUAACCGAUGCUACUGCUCGGCUGAACAAAAUUGAUUCCGAAGCGGUGGAAGUUAAAAAACAGCUCUUCGAAGUGGAACAGAAACUCAAGCAAAUGACUUCGCGUCUUUCCCACUUGCGUAACGUGAAAGAAGUUGCGGACCGAGCACCUUCUGCUCCGUACUCCCUUCUUCGUAAACGCAAAGAACUAAUUCAGCAGGAUUCGAUAGCCAGUGGAAAAGUCGGUGGUCUGGGGGACGAUCAGUCUAAUCUAGAGCGUCCCACGGAUGAAGAUCACGUUUUGCUGCCCGCUGAACUUCCUCCGGUGAAUACUUACCUUUGGCCUCCACUCGACUGGCCCGAAGACAAAAAGCGGGGUUUCCCGAGUGUUUCGAGCUUGUUCCGAUGGCAUCCGAAAAAUUUACGCAGUCUAAUCUUAGCCGCGGGGCGUCGAGAACUUCCCGGGUUCGAUGCGGAGAAGAAACGACUGGUGCAGGUGAGUGAAAACUACACAUUCUUUUUGCUUUUCGCGGUUUACUCUUUGUUGACAUGA
This is a messenger RNA of Echinostoma caproni, 2226 nucleotides long. NCBI's taxonomy places the organism in Eukaryota, Metazoa, Platyhelminthes, Trematoda, Plagiorchiida, Echinostomatidae. The record is from the annotation of a GenBank genome assembly.